GACAGCUGAACCCACGAGGAGUAAGUCUGCCUCACCUAGCUCAUUCAAACCCUCAACUGAGAGAGUUCAUCUACCAAUAGCGGAUUGGGCGUCAUCGCGAUAACCAAUAGCGAUCCUGCGCAGCGUCCGCGAUGCGUGCUGGCGGGUUGCGCGCAUAUAAAAGGCGAACGGGAGGCGGGUCGACACUAGUUCGUUAGCCCGCCAUCAGCACUCAUCAUGUGUGACGACGAGGUUGCUGCUCUUGUGGUCGACAAUGGAUCUGGAAUGUGCAAGGCCGGUUUCGCAGGAGACGAUGCUCCGCGUGCUGUGUUCCCUUCCAUCGUCGGACGUCCUCGUCACCAGGGUGUCAUGGUUGGUAUGGGGCAGAAAGACUCGUACGUCGGGGAUGAAGCUCAGUCAAAGAGAGGUAUCCUCACGCUGAAGUACCCCAUUGAGCACGGAAUUGUUACGAAUUGGGAUGACAUGGAGAAAAUCUGGCAUCAUACUUUCUACAAUGAGCUUCGUGUUGCUCCAGAAGAACACCCCGUCUUGUUGACUGAGGCUCCACUCAAUCCGAAAGCUAACAGAGAAAAAAUGACGCAAAUCAUGUUCGAAACAUUCAACACGCCUGCCAUGUAUGUGGCUAUUCAAGCUGUGCUUUCUCUGUACGCUUCUGGACGUACCACCGGAGUCGUCCUUGAUUCAGGAGAUGGUGUUACUCACACUGUUCCCAUUUACGAGGGAUAUGCUCUACCUCACGCCAUUCUCCGUCUGGAUCUUGCUGGACGUGACUUGACUGAUUACUUGAUGAAGAUCCUUACUGAGCGUGGAUACUCCUUCACCACAACUGCCGAGCGAGAAAUUGUUCGAGAUAUCAAGGAAAAGCUGUGCUAUGUCGCCCUCGACUUCGAGCAAGAGAUGGCCACUGCUGCCUCAUCCUCAUCCCUGGAAAAGUCUUAUGAACUUCCUGAUGGACAGGUCAUCACUGUAGGAAACGAACGAUUCCGUUGCCCUGAAGCCCUCUUCCAGCCUUCCUUCCUGGGUAUGGAAUCUGCUGGUAUUCACGAGACCUCAUACAAUUCAAUCAUGAAGUGCGACAUCGAUAUUCGUAAGGAUCUUUAUGCUAACACUGUAUUGUCUGGAGGAACUACCAUGUACCCUGGUAUUGCUGAUCGUAUGCAGAAGGAAAUCACUGCAUUAGCCCCUAGCACGAUGAAAAUCAAAAUCAUUGCUCCCCCAGAACGCAAAUACUCCGUAUGGAUCGGUGGAUCAAUCCUUGCCUCAUUGUCCACCUUCCAACAGAUGUGGAUCUCGAAACAAGAAUACGAUGAGUCCGGUCCCUCGAUCGUUCAUCGCAAAUGCUUCUAAGGACAAAAAUAAUCUCAUUAUGUCUCUCACUUCCAAACAAAUUCAUUUUGCUCCAUCAUCGUCAUCAUCAUCGAUGUACUCUUAUGUUGUGUGUCUAUGGUUUGUUUCUGUCUCGGGCAGGCUCCCGUGCUGUAAUCACUACUCCCGGUAGUAGUAGCCCGGGUCGUACUGGCCAAGUUAGAAGCAGGUCCUAGUCAUCAAUUUAUAUGCUCAUGAAAAUGCAAUAAUCUUUAAUAUGCAAUAAUAAAGUUUUGAAAAUUGUAA
Messenger RNA from Cylicocyclus nassatus, 1611 nucleotides. The record is from the annotation of a GenBank genome assembly. NCBI's taxonomy places the organism in Eukaryota, Metazoa, Nematoda, Chromadorea, Rhabditida, Strongylidae.